Messenger RNA from Arachis stenosperma, 361 nucleotides. RefSeq names its product 40S ribosomal protein S28. The record is from RefSeq and is a predicted model, not a curated record. Gene Ontology annotation, molecular function: structural constituent of ribosome. Bases 2 to 199 code for a protein of 65 amino acids. Gene Ontology annotation, biological process: translation; ribosomal small subunit assembly; maturation of SSU-rRNA. The transcript has a single exon. NCBI's taxonomy places the organism in Eukaryota, Viridiplantae, Streptophyta, Magnoliopsida, Fabales, Fabaceae. Gene Ontology annotation, cellular component: cytosolic small ribosomal subunit; ribosome.
GAUGGAUACUGGCAUAAAGCAUGCCAUCGUUGUCAAGGUUAUGGGUCGCACUGGGUCUAGAGGGCAAGUGACCCAGGUUAGAGUCAAGUUUCUGGAUGAUCAGAAUCGCCACAUCAUGAGGAAUGUGAAGGGUCCAGUGAGAGAAGGUGACAUUCUCACCCUACUUGAGUCUGAGAGAGAAGCAAGAAGAUUGCGCUAGAUGGUCUCCGAUGGUUUUUCUCUGUAUUAAGUAAAAAUAUUGUGGAUUUUUGUUCCUCUGGUUUCAGUUUUAAUGGUAGUUAGCAGAUGCCAUAGUUCGAUGCUACUUUUGUUGUCCUGGAUCUAUACUAUAUGCCCUUAUUAUGAAACUUAAAUUUUGAUA